AUGACCACAACUACCACAAUGACCAUAAUGACGGGCCGCGGCAGAUUCCUCCUCGUCAUCGCGCUUCUCCUCUCGUCCACGUGUCAAUGCGCCCUCGCCGUGCGACGAGCGCCCAACCCCAAAUCCACGUCACUACAUAUCGUGCGCCUUCGCUCCGCGCUUCCCCUCGCCGCGUAUCGCGGCGGAAUCGCGAGCUUCUCGGGAUGGACGGACGACGGCGACGAUGCUACUGGUCCGUCAGGUCUGCGCGCGACGGCGGCGACGGUAGCGCACGAGGAGGCGACGUUGGCCGGCAGCAUUCCGCGGCGCGCGCGGCUGAGCAUGGAGAACCCGCAGCUCAAGGCGUACGCGCAGAUGCUCGAGACGCAGCAAAUCGGAGUCGCGUCUGACGUGGGCGUGAAGUCAGACCGCAUUGUGUACAACUACAUGCACGCGAGCAACGGGUUCGCAGCGGCCCUCUCCCCGCAGCAGGCUUGGCGGCUGCAGCGGCACCCGGCGGUGGCGGCAGUGACACGCAGCCGCAGAGUGACCCCUCUCACCAUCGACUCCCCCACCUUCCUGGGCAUGCGCGCCCCCGGGUCGCUGUGGCCCGCCAAUGGCGGGCAGGCGAGCGCGGGGAAGGGCAUGGUGAUAGGCGUGGUGGAUACGGGCAUCUGGCCGGAACACCCCUCCUUCAGCGAUAAGGGAUUCUCCUCCUCGAAACCCGCCGGCUGGUCGGGGAAAUGCGACACCACGAGCGAGUUCAAGUGCAAUAAUAAGCUCGUCGGCGCACGGGCGUUUUACAAGGGCUUUAAGGCGGACAAUGGCGGGCCGGACCUGACGACCGAUUGGCUGUCGCCUCGGGAUUCGUACGGCCAUGGCACGUGGUGUGCAGGUGCCGCGGCAGGCAACAAGGAUGUGCCCAUGGCGGGCGGCAAGGCGAGCGGCAUGGCGCCAGCAGCGCGCCUGGCAAUAUACAAGGUCUUCUGGUUCUCCGAUGGCUCCCUCUUCGCUGUAUCCGCCGACAUCGAAGCGGCCGUCAACCAGGCGGUGGCGGACGGUGUGGAUGUGCUCUCGCUCUCACUGGGCGGCAACGAUCCAACGGACACCUACUUCUCCCACAUGCCGUAUCUCGCGGCGAAUCUCGCGGGGGUGUUUGUGUCGUAUGCGGCGGGCAAUGCUGGCCCGUACAACUCCUUCUCGGGCCGCACACUCGACAACUUCUCGCCGUUCUACCUCACCGUGGGGGCCAGCACCAUAGGCCGAGGCGGUCUAACCCUCAAGGCCACCACAAGAGCAACAGCAGCUCUCAGCAACUCAUCCUCAGUCACUCCAGCAGCCACGGCCUACCCAUCCAUCGCCGAAUUCUCCUCCACAGGCCCCCUCACAGAUCCUUCCUUCGACGUCACCGGCGCUCUCCCCACCAACAGCAUCUUAAAGCCCGACAUUGCCGGCCCAGGCGUGGAUCUCUAUGCUGCUUGGCCCGCUGAGAAGGUUGGGAAACCGGGGACUUAUUCCCAGCUGUCGGGGACGUCGAUGGCGACGCCUCACUUGGCGGGCAUUGCUGCUCUCAUCAUGCAGAAGCGCCCCAAGUGGAGCCCCGCGCAGGUCAUGUCCGCCAUUAUGACCACCGCCAAGACCACUGACACUUCUAGUGCUGCUAUCAAGACUGCGUAUGGCGAGGUUGCUACUCCUUGGGACAUGGGCGCUGGUCAGGUGUUUCCAGCCAAGGUGCUGGAUCCUGGGCUCACGUUUGACGCUCGGGCAGCUGCGUAUAGGAAUUUCCUUGCCGGGCAGAGUAUGAAGCGGGCACAGAAGGAAUUUCCGGGUGCCAAUCUGAGCGCGAUUCCUCCCCGGGAGUUGAACCGGCCGAGCAUCUCAAUCUCGCGCUUGAAAGGGAGGCUGACAGCUACCAGGACCGUGGCAAACGUUGCCGACUCGUCGAGCACAUACACAGCUACCAUAAAGCCUCCUAAGGGGGUGGAUGUGACAGUUUCGCCCAACAAGUUCACAAUCGCAAAGAAUGGGAAGAUUACCUUCACGGUGACCUUCAAGGCGACUAAGACUGCCGAGGACUUUCAGUUUGGAAGCCUAAUAUGGGCCGAUGCCCAAGUGUACCAGUAUACGCUGGAAUAG
Messenger RNA from Closterium sp. NIES-65, 2115 nucleotides. NCBI's taxonomy places the organism in Eukaryota, Viridiplantae, Streptophyta, Zygnematophyceae, Desmidiales, Closteriaceae. The record is from the annotation of a GenBank genome assembly.